This is a messenger RNA of Capsaspora owczarzaki ATCC 30864, 1414 nucleotides long. RefSeq lists its product as hypothetical. The transcript has 2 exons. Gene Ontology annotation, biological process: positive regulation of ATP-dependent activity; protein folding. Gene Ontology annotation, molecular function: protein-folding chaperone binding; ATPase activator activity. Gene Ontology annotation, cellular component: cytosol. Bases 60 to 1166 code for a protein of 368 amino acids. NCBI's taxonomy places the organism in Eukaryota, Filasterea, Ministeriida, Capsasporidae. The record is from RefSeq and is a predicted model, not a curated record.
CAAGUUUUUUUUUUUUUUCGUCUUCUUUUCCCUUCUUGCGAGUUUGCAGUUCCACAUUCAUGGCGAAGGCUGGCGAAGGAGAUCCGCGCUGGAUUGUUGAGGACCGACCUGAUGCGACCAACGUCAACAACUGGCACUGGUCGGAGCGAGAUGCAACCGGGUGGUCGAAGGACAAGCUGCAGGCGCUGAUCAAGGACGCGAGCCUGCAGGUGGACGGCACGACCUUCCGCCUGACGGAGACGGCCAAGCUCGAGGGCGAGGCCUCUGCAAACAACCGCAAGGCCAAGCUCAUCUUCUUCUACGAGUGGGAGCUGCGAAUCAAGUUUGUGACUGAGCUUGGCGAGGCCAUGCUUGCCAAGCAGCCUGCCGGCGCCCCGCUCAUCGAGGGCGAGAUUGAGGUGCUCAACUUUAGCGAGGAGAACGAUCCCGACGACAUUGACAUUAACGUCUCGCUCAAGGCGGGCAGCGAGGCCAACCCUCUGGCGUCCGGCUUGCGGCAGACGCUUCGGAAAAAGGGCGUUGCGUUCAUUGGCGGCAUUGUCGCGCGCUACGUCAAGGACCUCCGGGAAGAGUAUGCCAAGGGUCUCAUUCUCCCGACUCUCAAGCCUGCAGCGGCAGCAGCAACAGCAGCAGCAGCAGCGUCGUCCGCUUCCAAGCCAAUCGCCAAGUCGUCGACUGCCGCGGAGGGUGAGAGCGCCGCUGCCGCUGCUGCCGCCUCCACCUCGCGUGCUGGGGCUGCGGGUGUUGCCAGCACAAACAUUCCGACCGUGACCAUCACGCAGCGGCACGAGUUCAAGACGAGCGCGCACGAGCUGUACGACUGCCUCGUCAAUGUGGCACGCAUCCAGGCCUUCACCCAGAGCCCAUGCCAGGUCGACGCGCGGCCCAACGGCAUCUUCUCCAUCUAUAACGGGAAUGUCCUCGGCUCGUUCAUUUCGCUGGUGCCAGGCGUCAAGAUUGAGCAAGACUGGCGCUUUAGCCACUGGCCGCAAGGCCACUUUUCACGCGUCACAAUCGAGCUCCGCGAGGACUCGGAUUUCACUGAACUCAAACUGACUCAGACCGGCGUGCCGAAGGAGGAGCAAGCCCAAACGGACGCAGGCUGGAACACUCAUUUCUGGCAGAAGAUUAUGGGUGUUUUUGGCUAUGGCGCGGCGUUCUUUUAACAACGUGGCCGGGAGAGAAGUCGAGAGCAGCGCAGUAGCAGUGGUAGUGUUGCAUCCCAAAGCUGGAGUGUGGAUUGUUGGAUUUGAGCAUGCGCUGCACAAUGUAUUUCUUGGACAAGCAUCUCUUUGUCACCCGCCUGUGUUGGUUGCGUUUGAAUUUGUAUUUUGACGCUGCCAUUAUCAUAAACCAUGUAUUUCCCCGUCGACGAUGCAAAAUGUCACAAGCCCAUCAGUCCUGAUUUGUCACA